Molecule: messenger RNA, 3191 nt
Organism: Agelaius phoeniceus (red-winged blackbird)
Lineage: Eukaryota; Metazoa; Chordata; Aves; Passeriformes; Icteridae
Gene: SYNPO
Product: synaptopodin
Biological process (GO): spine apparatus assembly; modification of dendritic spine; positive regulation of actin filament bundle assembly
Cellular component (GO): spine apparatus; stress fiber; actin cytoskeleton
Molecular function (GO): actin binding
Source: RefSeq, a predicted model, not a curated record
AUGCUGAGGACAAGGCUGCAGCAGUUCUGCCUCCACUCCCAGCCCGGCUGCCCUGUGCCUGACGAGGCUGAGCAGCCCCCCUGUGUCCAUGGGACAGCCAAGGGGGACCCUGAGGGGGACAGUGGCUGCUGGCAGGAGAGGGGCAGCAGAGGGGGGCAGAGCUGCCCUCAGCUCUGGGGUGCUCCAGAGGCAGGAGAGCAGGAGGCACGGUCGGGACUGCUGGGAGGGAAAUCAAAUGGGAGCUGCCAGAGGGACCUCAGGGGGCUCAAUGGGGAUGCACCACAGCCCCCAUUGAAUGGCAGCAGCCUGGCCUUGGCAGAGGAGCCUGCAGCCCCCCCCAGGUGCCCUGGCUCUGCCCCAGAGCUGCCCCCCACAGCAGACAAUCCCAGCCAGGAGUGGAAAGUGGUGAAGAUCCAACGGGUUCUCAUCAACCCUGACUUGGAGCCAAGGAAAACAGGUCUCUCUCGCAGCGCCAGCCUCUCGGAGAAGGAGCUGAAGGAGGCGAAGGCGCGGAGCCAGAGGAUCGCGGCUCAGCUCACCACGGCGCCCGGCCCCAGCUCCAAGGGCGUGCUGCUGUUCCACCGGCGCCGGCAGCGCGUCGAGGGGCUCACGGGGGCCGGGCAUGGCGGGGGGCAGCCGCUGAGCCCCCCUGAGCCCCGGCCUCACCAAGGAGCCAUGGAGCACAGCCAGGGGCAGGGCAUGCAGCCGGAGCCCGGCCAGCCUGGCAACCCAGGAGAAGGGAUGCUGGCAAACGCCUCCCCGUGCCAGGAGCUUCCUGCUGAAGCCCAGCAGGUCCCACUCAGCGUUUACCUGAAGGAGAACAUGGCAUCGGCCGCCACCAACGGCGUGCAGGAGCAGGCGGCCAGCGGGAUGGAGAGAGGGGUGGAGGGGCUCGGAAAUGCAGCAGCCCCUGCGGGGCCGAACACGGCGGCUUUUGUCCUGCCACAGAGCCCCGAGGAGGGGAAGAAGGUCAAAGUGCCCGGGGAGGUUCCCGCUGAGAUGCCCGGGGAGGUGCCCAGUGAGGUGCCCGGCGAGGUGCCCAGCGCUCCAGCGGGGACAGCCACAGGGAUGGCACCCCCAGGCGGGCGGCAGCAGAACGGGACACAGGGCCGGCAGUACUACGAGGUCCAUCUCACCCUGGCCAAGCCCAAGCCCGUGAAGAACCGGACAGCCAGACCCUUCGGCACCCAGGCAUCCCCCGCCAGUGCCCAGCCGGCCGAGGAACCCCCCGCCCCCGAGCUGCCCCCGCCACCAACCUAUGCAGAGACCCUCAGCAGCCCCCCACCCCUCACCCGUGUCCGCUCCCCCCCUGCCUACUCGGCCCUGUACCCCAGCCAGGAGCAGAAGGUGCUGCCGGAUCCCCUCCUGGGCUGCGGGGUGAGCGGACCAAACCCCUUGCCCAAAACAGGGAUCCUGGAGGAGUCGGCUGCACGCAGAGCCAGCAGAAAGUCCAUGUUCACCUUCUUGGAGAAGCCAAAGCUGAGCCCCAACCCCGACCUGCUGGACCUGGUUCAGAGUGCAGACAGCAGGAAGAAGCAGAAGGAGCAGGGGGAGCCCAGUGCUGAGGAUGAGCCCUUUGCCCUUGGGGCUGAAGCUGCGAACUUUGUCCCCAACAGCACAGCCAGGGGUGUGCAGCACCUCCCACCAGCUGAGGAUGCUCCAGCGUGGUCCUCCUGCCUCAAGUCUCCCACCAUCCAGCCCAAGAAGAAACCACAGCCCAGCCACAUCCUCACUGAGGCGAGAGGGAAGGGGGCCGAGCUCUUUGCCCGCCGACAAUCCAGGAUGGAGAAGUUCAUCAUUGAGGCCCCCUCCCAGCCUGAGCUGCUGCGGUCGCCAUCACCCACCAUGUCCCUGCCUCCCUCCUGGAAGUACGACAACAACGCUUACCUGUCACCCAUGGUCUCCAGACGCCCCUCCAAGAGUCCCUGCAGGCCCUCCAAAACCCCUCCUGCAUCGCUGUAUGGCAACAACCUCAUGGAGAACGAGGUGUCCCAGAAGGAGCUGGAGAUCUCCAGGCACCAGCCUUACCAGCUCCAGUCUUCUCUCUUCAUCCUCUCCCCAUCCAAGGGGCCAGCAAGGUCCAUGCCCCAGGAGGUGCCUCCACCCAGACCCUCUCUUCCCGACUCCUACCCCUAUCCCCAGCAAGCCUCCUGCCCGCCCUCUCCGCUGCCUCCUUCCCCGGUUUGGCAUCGCCCCGUGGUGCCCAGCGCCGGCCAGAGCAGUGCCAGCCCCUUCCCCAGCGCUGCCGGGGCUCUGCCCCUGGCUCAGGAGAGCCGAGCCAGCCCCGCAGCCCCGGCCGAGGCGCUGCUGGCCUCGCCCUGCCGCCUGCUGCCGCCGCGGGCUAAGGCAGGAUUCCAGGCACCCCGGCCCUCCUACUCCACCAGGAACGCCGGCAUCGAGCCGCAGGACAGGCGCUCGUCCCUCCCUGCAUCGCCCACCUGGACGCCCCGGCUGGCGCGGCGCCCGGGCAGCCUGGACGGCUGGGCCAGCCCGGCCUCGGUGCCCGAGCUGGAUGAGGGGCCCCCCACGUCCCCUCCGUGGAGCGAGCGGUCCCUGUCCCCUCUGCGGCAGGACGCGGAGCCCCGCGCCAGCCGGCAGAUGCAAGCGCGGCUGGCCAGGAACAUCAUCAACGCUGCCCGCAGGAAGAGCUCCUCUCCCAAAGCCCCGGGGCUGGAGAGCUCCCGGCCCUUCACCCCCAUCCCCGCCGGCCCCCCCAGCCUGCCCCAAUCGCCCCGGCUGGGGCCGAGAGCGCCGGCGCUGCAGGCAGCGGGCAGCGCGCUGGGGAGCCUGGGCAGCCCCUCGCCCACCCACAGGAGCCCCCUGCGAUCGCCCCGGGCAGGCAGCCCCCAGCCCUGCGCCUCCCCCGGGAUGCCCCGGGCCGCCUGGGCAGAGGGCCGCCGGCUCCUGCUGCCGUCCAGCGCGUCUCCCUGCCCCGUGGCCCGGCUGUCCCCCGUCCCCAAGAGCCCCCUGCCAUCCCCCGUGGUGGGCGGGCGCUCCCCAGCCAAGCGCUGCACCUCCCGGUCCCCGACGGACUCGGACGUCUCCCUCGACUCCGAAGACUCGGGGACCAAAAGCCCGGGAAUCCACAGCUUCAACCUCUGUCCCCGGGGCUGGACCAGCAGCCUGCGGCUGAAGACGGGGGCUCUGCCCUCAGGGGCUCCCUGCACCUCCUAGACAAGCCAGCCCCAGCC